This is a messenger RNA of Oryzias melastigma (Indian medaka), 1747 nucleotides long. RefSeq names its product angio-associated, migratory cell protein (gene aamp). Gene Ontology annotation, cellular component: cytosol. The record is from RefSeq and is a predicted model, not a curated record. NCBI's taxonomy places the organism in Eukaryota, Metazoa, Chordata, Actinopteri, Beloniformes, Adrianichthyidae. Bases 260 to 1510 code for a protein of 416 amino acids. The transcript is spliced from 11 exons. Gene Ontology annotation, molecular function: protein binding.
AAAGUAUCUUCUUACGUCAUCACUGUGCGACUGCGGCUCAACGUGACGAUCAACAUGUGAAGAAAACAUGCAGCUUCUCAGACUUUUCAGUUGUGGUAGAUUCAACUGAUUUAGUUUUUAGGGACUCGUGUUUGGUUCAAAGCGUGUUCUGGUUCCGGUCGUGUACGUUUCGGAGCACAGAGGAGGCUAACUGUCGCGUUAGCUAAGCUAGCUUUACUUUCUAUAGCUUUUGCCUGGGACUUUUCCUGCGGAUCAAAACAUGGAUCCUGCCGAUGAAAACAUCGUAGAGAUCCACGGAGAUGAAGAAAUCAUCGAAGUCUUCGAUCUAAACGAGACCGAACCAGAACCAGAGGAUUUGGCUGAUGAGCUGGACAAUGUGGACUUUGAAGAGGAUGACCAUAAGGACGACGAAGGCUGGGAGACGGAGGACGAGAUGGAAGCUGAAGCAGAACAAGAUGACAGCGAGCUCACCUUCUCCAAACACACAGGUUCUGUGUUCUGCGUGAGUCUGGACCCGGCGACUAACAGCCUGGCGGUGACCGGAGGAGAAGACGAUAAAGCUUUUGUGUGGAGGGUGAGCGAUGGCGAGGUUCUGCUGGAGUGCACCGGUCAUAAGGACUCGGUGACAUGUGCCAUGUUCAGCCAUGACUCGUCCCUGGUGGCUUCAGGCGACAUGAGCGGCCUGAUCAAAGUCUGGAAGGUGGAAACCAAAGAGGAGAUCUGGUCGUUUGAAGUGGAAGAUCUGGAGUGGCUGGACUGGCAUCCCUGCGCUCCGGUGCUGAUGGCGGGAACAGACGACGGCAGCGUGUGGAUGUGGAAGGUCCCGGCGGGAGGCUGCAAGACCUUCCAGAGUCCGGGGUUUCAGGCCACGACCGGGAAGAUCCUCCCCGACGGUAAGCGGGCGGCGGUGGGAUAUGAGGACGGGACGGUGCGCGUGUGGGACCUAAAGCACGGGAACGUCAUCCACGCAGUGAAAGGACAGGACAGCCACGUGGGGGCGCUGACGUGCCUGGCGUGCAACAAGGACGGCUCCCUGCUGCUGACGGGUUCAGUGGACGGCUCCGCCAAACUCAUCAACACCAGCACCGGAAAGGUGGUGGGAACGUUGACGGUGGAGGGGGGCAAGGCCGAAGGAUCCCAGGACGAGGAGGAGUCCAACUCCGUGGAGUCCGUGGGGUUCUGCAGCAUCCUUCCUCUGAUCGCCGUGGCGUUUCUGGACGGGACUCUGGCCGUCUUUGACCUCUCCACACAGGCGCUGAGGCACAAGUGUCUCCACCAGGCCGGCAUCGUCCACCUGCAGUGGGAGGAGUCUUCCCCGGUGGUGUCCACCUGCAGCCUGGACGGAGCGCUGCGCUUGUGGGACGCGCGCUCCGGCGGCCUGCUGUCGGAGUUCCGCGGCCACAGCGCCGAGAUCCUGGACUUCGCCGUGAACAGGGAGGCGUCGCUCGCCGUCACAGCCUCAGGAGACAACCGGGCCAAAGUCUUCUGCCUGCAGAGACCCGACCGAUGAGAGGAGGCGCCGCUGGGAUCAGUGUUCUGGUUUCAUCUCUGACCCGAUUGUUUCUUUUUGUUCAUCCGUUGGGCUUUUCACCCUGAAGAGAUUUUAAAAACCAAAGAAUCCUGAUUUACUUUAGUUCAGGUUUGAUUCUGUUGGAAGAUGUUGAAUCCUAUUUGAAGGUGGAUGAUUAGAAAUCCUCGUUUUUCAUGUAAAUACAGUUAAUCUGGAUUAAACUUCUUUUCCGUCGCA